CCGAGAGCGGCGGUGGUGCGGGCGAAAACGCCGUCGACGGCGAGACGAGAGGAGCCGUCGGACGACGAGGACGACGACAUAGAGGCCAUUCAAGCCGCCGCUAGGGCGUCGAAGGCGUCGAAGGCGCCCGAACCACGGACACGCGAGGAACCGGCGAGGAACGUGGACGAGCCCGCUCCAUCGCGCGUGGUGGAGAUUGCGUGCGUCAUUCCGGACGCGCCGGCGGCGACGGACGCGCCGGCGCCGAGACGAAGCUCGAGAAGGUCCGUCUCCGUCGAGCGCGAGGACAAAGCGAUCGAAGACGCGCCGGUGCGGAGACGACCCUCUCGGCGAUCGGUCUCCGUCGAGCGCGCCGCGCCCCGAUCCGUGGGCGCGGGAGACGAUCCGGUAGCGUCCGUGAACGGCGACCUCUCAAAGCUCACCGUCGUCGUCCUGAAACAACUCCUGAGCGCCCGCGGACUGAGCGUCGCCGGCCUCAAGGCUGCCCUCAUCGAACGCUUACAAAGCGCCAUCGACGAGGAAAACGCGCGCGCGUAG
Messenger RNA from Ostreococcus tauri, 537 nucleotides. RefSeq names its product SAP domain. The transcript has a single exon. The annotation marks the transcript as partial. NCBI's taxonomy places the organism in Eukaryota, Viridiplantae, Chlorophyta, Mamiellophyceae, Mamiellales, Bathycoccaceae. The record is from RefSeq and is a predicted model, not a curated record.